AUGAAACUAUCACUGAGUGCAUGUCUUUACCUAAUUACGUCAACAAUUGCAACAAAACUUUUACAAACUCCAAACAAAAUAUGUAAUCCAAAUCCAAAAUCAAUAAUACCAUUUACGGGUUUUAAGAUAUUUAGACAAUAUAAAAUAUCAGGUUAUAAAAAUCCAAUGUCAAUGCAUUUUCUUACAUUAGCUCAUUGUAAUCAUGGUCAAAUAGAUUAUCAAAAAGUUAUAAGAACUACAAAAAGUUCAGAAGUUGAUUGGUCAAUACCAAUAUGUUUAUUAAAACCAAAAUUAGGUGAGAAAUUAAUUACUUUAAAUUCUUUUAAUAUUGAUGAUCCAGAACCUAUUAGUGAUCAAUUAAAUUUGGAAUUAUUAAGUUAUGUUAAUAAUAAAUCAAUCAAGUUGAAGAAGCUAUUGAGGAAAAAAAUUGAUUUAGUUUUGGAGAAAUUAACAAAUGGGAAAUGGAUUGAAUAUAGUGGUAAAUCCAAAUCUGAAACAUUUGAAAAUUUUAAAACAAAUAAUAAUAAUAAUAAUAAUCAACAACAUAUAAAUUUUAAUAUAAAUAAUUUACAAAAUUCAUUUAAAAAUCUAGAAGAUUCAAAUCUUAUAUGUUAUAAAUUAGCAAGACGUAAAAAAUAUGCCAAACGCAAGAUAUCAUUCUUUAUGCCUUAUACUUUUGUUGGUGGAAUAUUUGAAUGUUUAGUAUCAUCAGAUAUAAAAAAUCAAAUGUUUCAAAAUAUAUUAAAUGAAGAAGAUAACAACCUACAAAAUUUAAAUUCAAUAUUUUUAAUUCAAUCAUUAACUUCUUCAUCAUCUUUCAAAUGUGAUCCAAUUUUAUCAAGACCAAUUUCACCAUUAAUAGCAGAAGAUUCAACAAAUCAAUGGUUCACAAAUAACCUAUUCAAUUUUUUAAAUCCUUAUAUUUUACAGAAUAUUCCUUAUUUAUCAACUACAACUCCAAUAAAUUUAAGAUUUUCAAUGUAUGAAACUUCAGAUAUGUUUAAAGAUACAUGGGCAACCAAGAUUGAAAUAAAUGAAAAUUAUUUAUUUGAUGAAGCUGAUUUACAUUUUUUAACUAAAUUUAUAAAUUAUUUUACUAAUUUUUUAAAUAAAUUGAUUGCUCCUAUUGAUUUUGAUUUAUUUUGGAAUAAAUUAAGCAAAGGUGAUGCAAAAGAAGAUCCAAAUAUUUUAAGUGCUACUUUGAAUGAGAAGAAGAAUUUUAAUUGGUUAUCUUUUGAUCAGAAAGUAUAUUUAGUAAUGAAUAAGUUUGGUAACAAUAAAUUAGUCAAUACCGUUCUAACGAGGUUUGAAAAACAAUUAUCAAAAAUCAAAGAUUAA
This is a messenger RNA of Lodderomyces pseudojiufengensis, 1338 nucleotides long. RefSeq lists its product as uncharacterized. The record is from RefSeq and is a predicted model, not a curated record. The transcript has a single exon. Bases 1 to 1338 code for a protein of 445 amino acids. Lineage: Eukaryota; Fungi; Ascomycota; Pichiomycetes; Serinales; Debaryomycetaceae.